AUGGAGUUAGCUGAGUUGUCUCCUGCGACUGAACAUCGCCGGAAAUGGACGGGGAAGGAGCUUCAGGAUUGGGUGAAAAAGAAACUGAUCACGCACGAUGACUUCCCAUGGAAGUUACCUUCAUCAACGGAACAUUCUCAAGGAUCAGAGACGCUUAAGUACGUUGGAGGUGUGGACAUAAGCUUCUCCAAGGACGAUUCCUCAGUGGCGUGCGCUUGUCUCGUCGUCCUCGAGCUCCCUUCUCUGCGUGUAGUUCACAAUGAGCUCUCUCUAAUCCGACUCCAAGUUCCUUAUGUUCCUGGGUUUCUCGCCUUUCGUGAGGCUCCGGUUCUGUUGCAGAUUCUUGAGAAGAUGAGGGAUGAUCAUCAUCCUUUCUAUCCUCAGGUAGUGAUGGUUGAUGGGAAUGGGAUUCUUCAUCCACGAGGUGAACCUAAACACAAACGUUCUUGCAAAAUGUAG
Molecule: messenger RNA, 459 nt
Organism: Brassica napus (rape)
Lineage: Eukaryota; Viridiplantae; Streptophyta; Magnoliopsida; Brassicales; Brassicaceae
Product: endonuclease V-like
Exons: 4
Coding region: 1-459 (152 amino acids)
Biological process (GO): DNA repair
Cellular component (GO): cytoplasm; nucleolus
Molecular function (GO): RNA endonuclease activity producing 5'-phosphomonoesters, hydrolytic mechanism; single-stranded RNA binding
Source: RefSeq, a predicted model, not a curated record